UUGCCGUAGCACCCGUGACAGAGAAGUUCCGUUGCCUUGGAGCCGAAAGGAAGCGGCCACGAGAAUCCAGCCCAAGUUCUAAGCUGCCAUGUCCGUGCUAGACGCACUUUGGGAGGACCGAGACGUCCGGUUCGACGUCUCCUCUCAACAAAUGAAAACAAGACCUGGAGAAGUCCUUAUUGAUUGUUUAGAUUCAAUAGAAGACACCAAAGGAAACAAUGGGGAUAGAGGUAGAUUAUUAGUGACAAAUUUGAGAAUUAUAUGGCACUCUUUGGCAUUACCCAGAGUCAAUCUUUCUGUUGGCUACAACUGUAUAAUCAAUAUUACAACAAGAACUGCUAACUCUAAGUUACGGGGCCAGACUGAAGCUCUUUAUAUACUAACAAAAUGUAACAAUACUCGUUUUGAGUUUAUAUUUACAAAUGUGGUUCCUGGGAAUCCUAGACUUUUUACCUCUGUCAUUUCAGUACACAGGGCUUAUGAAACUUCUAAAAUGUACCGUGAUUUUAAACUGAGGAGUGCAUUAAUUCAAAACAAACAGCUAAAAUUAUUGCCACAAGAACAAGUAUAUGAUAAAAUCAAUGGUGUUUGGAAUUUAUCCAGUGAUCAGGGAAAUCUGGGAACCUUUUUUAUUACUAAUGUGAGAAUUGUUUGGCAUGCAAAUAUGAAUGACAAUUUCAAUGUCAGCAUACCAUAUCUGCAAAUUCGUUCUAUAAAGAUCAGAGAUUCAAAGUUUGGUUUAGCACUUGUUAUAGAGAGUUCUCAACAGAGUGGAGGAUAUGUUCUUGGUUUCAAAAUAGAUCCUGUAGAGAAACUACAGGAGUCUGUAAAGGAAAUAAAUUCACUUCACAGAGUCUAUUCUGCCAGUCCUAUAUUUGGAGUGGAUUAUGAAAUGGAAGAAAAGCCUCAACCUCUUGAAGAUCUGACAGUUGAACAAAUUCAAGAUGAUGUGGAAAUAGAUUCUGAUGAACACACUGAUGCUUUUGUCGCUUAUUUUGCUGAUGGCAACAAGCAACAAGAUCGUGAACCCGUAUUUUCAGAAGAACUGGGACUUGCAAUAGAAAAAUUGAAGGAUGGAUUUACCCUGCAGGGACUUUGGGAAGUAAUGAGUUGAUCUUGAUUUGAGCUGAGUUUCUAUUUAAAGAUACUUUAAGAUUGAAGAUGCUAGUGGUCUGGUAUAACAUAGAGAAUAGUCAUAUGUCAAAUAAUAACUUUAAGGAAUUUAAGAAAAAAUGCAUUUAUCUAAAAUGUUAUUGCCAGUUGCCUUAUUUAUCCAAAAAUUGUAACAGAAUUUCAUUUAGUUUGUUGAAUAUAUAAACUGUACAUAGCAUUUUAAUCUUGUACAUUAAUGAUUUUGCUGUCAUAAAAUGACUGUAUAUGAUUGUGUUUAAUAAAGAGUACUUGUAUAGCACUUUUUAAUGUUUUGCAAAUAUUAUUUAGGAGAAUAAGACAGGAAGUCUGAGUCAGAGAUGAACUUUUCUGAACUUAGGUAGGGUAAGAAAAAUGUGCUAUAAUGGAAAGAGUGUUAGCUUUGGGUGAGAAGUAUCUGGAUUUGAAUCUCUACUUACUACCUACCAUGACCAAAUCCCUUUAGUUGCUGGGAUCUUAUUUUCCUUAUCUGCAAAAGGACUGUGUUAUGCAGAUCUCUAUUGUCCUUUCCAACUAGAGAUACUAUGAAUCAGAAGAUUAGAGCUUUCAACAAGUUUAAUUGUGUUGCUACACAGUUUCAAGUAUAAGGCUCUUUAAUAUUAAUUAUUACUAUCUUUACUCCCUAACUUGGGCUCUUUUAUUUUUAAGAAAAGCAAAUUUUAAAAUUACAUAAUGAUAUAUAGCCAAGUCCUGUCUCCUUGAGAGAAGGAGUAUGUCUCCUCAGAGAAUGUUUCUGGGAAAUGGAGGAUAAGAGACUAGAGGGGGAAGCCUUUACUUGAAAUUUUGAGUACUGGUUAGGACAUUUUCUCAAUAGAUAUUUGUUUAAUGCUUUGUUGAAAUAAAAUAUUUGUUUUACCAUUUUAUUGCUACAGUCAUUCCCUAACAUUUUCCUUGUUUUUUACUAUGGUUUAUAGGAUAACUUUCAAUUCCCAGUUAGUUGUACAUUUAAUGAGAAGCUUGUGCUAAGUACUAUUACUGUACUCAAGCUUAACAGAGAGUUAAGAAAACAAUUUAUGUUCAGAAUUUUUAAAUUUAUUAGGAAAUAGUAUCAGUUUUAAGAGAGGUACCAUUAUGAAAAAUUGCCUAUAACUUUUUAAAAAAAUAAAUUCAGUAAUAUCUUUUCUCUGUUACAAUGUAAAAAAGUAAUGUCAACUUAAUCAUUGAAUUAUAUUUGUUAUAUGUCAUGCAUGAAAAAGCUACUCUAAAAAUUGCUUAGUUUUAAGGUCUAGUCUGAAAUGGAUCACAUCAUAGGAUUUUCAUCUGACUCAUUAAGAUCUUUCAAAUAUUAGGUGUUAGCAUGACUCAAGAAAUGACUCAUUUAUUGUUUAAAGGGAGGGGGGAGCAGCUGUUAUAUGUUUUCUAGUGAGAUAAAAUCUUCAGUAGUGUCUAUAAAUGGAUGAGUUGAUGAACUUUACUUUCAGCUGUUAUUUUAGCAGCUGGCAGCUCUAUGGACUUCAUUAUGAUGUAAAAUGUAAGAAAACAGUUAUCAAACUUUAGAUUUAGUGGUUUGUAGUAUGUACAAAUUCAAAUAGAAUUUGAAAUUACAGUAUAUGUAAAGCAAAACCAAUUUCAGAAAAUCUUGAAAAUGCAGUACAAAUAGAAAUAGUUAAAACAUUUCCACAAUAACUGUAAAUUGAGCUCUGCUAUUUAAAAUAGUUUUACCUUAGAAAAAAUUUUAAGUUGAAUCAUUUAUAAUCUAAUAAAUUUUCCCAAAACUGUUGUUUGCUUUAGAAAAAUGACUUUCAAAUUGUAUUUUUGAUCAUGACUAUAUUCUGUACAAUCUUCAAAUGAAUAUAAAGUUUCUAUAAUGACUAUGGAUGAAAUGCUUUUUAUCUUUUUAACUUCUUACAAAAACAUUUUCAAUAUUUGUAAACUAUUUGAUUACCCUUAUUUAUAAAUAUUCCAUGUAAAUAAAAGGUAAUUCAGAAUA
Molecule: messenger RNA, 3079 nt
Organism: Monodelphis domestica (gray short-tailed opossum)
Lineage: Eukaryota; Metazoa; Chordata; Mammalia; Didelphimorphia; Didelphidae
Gene: BBS5
Product: Bardet-Biedl syndrome 5
Biological process (GO): cilium assembly; intracellular transport
Cellular component (GO): BBSome; ciliary basal body
Molecular function (GO): phosphatidylinositol-3-phosphate binding
Source: RefSeq, a predicted model, not a curated record